GGACCAAGAAACCAAGAAACCAAGAAACUGUCCUGCUAUAGAAAGCUAAUUUGGAGGAAAAAACCCACAACUAUCACAUUGACAUAAAACAGCAGCUAUGAACUUCUAUGAACUAUCUUUCAUUACAGUAAGGGCGGUGUUUGUUUGCACUAAUGUUAUGGCUAUUGUAUUAAAAAAAACAAAUUAUAUAUAAUCUGUAUGCAUUGCAAUUACGAGAAUGUUAUGGUGCAGCAAGUAAGAAUUUCAUUAUUCCGUCGUUAGCACAAAUGAUGAUAAACACUUGUAAAUAUUCGCACCUCUUCGGUGGAAACUGUCCGGCUGAGUCAAUACAGAAUCCUGGCAGCUCGUUUUGUGCACACUGACUUGCAGUAUUUUCUAUGCCAUUAAAAAAAAAACAUUUGUUGUUCCUUAAAAAUGCAUCAUGGCAACAUUGUGACAUCGCAGCAUUUAUAUACAAACAAAUGGGACUCCAGCAACACCCUGAGGGGAAAUUCUUCAGGUCGUUCUGCCGGUCCUGACUCAUUCCCAGUUCAUCCAGCGCCGGGGAAAGCAGCAAGUCGCUGCAAUCUUCCCCCCUUGUUUAUUUCGAGACGCGGUGGCCAGAAUAACACCGCCACGAGAAGAAAGAGUAAAAAUAACAUCUUGGGUGUUGUGGAAGGCGGGAGACCGGGACACUUGGUGCCUCCGUGCCCUCCUUCACUGACUGACUGACUGACUGCUUCGCUUCCUGGUUGCGGCGGUGUUGGGUCGUGAGUAAGUCGGGGGAAGGGGGGUUUCGGCGCCCGCCUUGUCGCGGGGAGAGAGUGUGUGUGUGUGAGGAGGCAGCUUCGGGGUGAAGAUCUCUCUCCCCCACCCCCCUCACCUCAUCACCCACCGAGCGGCACCCAUGGCGACUGUGGCGUGCAGGGUGCAGUAUCUGGACGACGUGGACACGUUCGUUUGCACCAACUUCCCCGAGCCCCGGAGACCACCGGUUUACAACCUGUACGACACUCUCCCCCUCAUCGCGCAAGUGGCGAGCAUCCACAAGCUGCUCGACGCCCCGCUCAAGUUGGAAGACUGUGCACUGCAGAUAGGUCCGAAUGGAAAUUACUUGGAUCUGGAGUUGUCAUUGGAUGAGCAGAGAGAUGACCUUGAAGGGUUUUUUGAAGAUGUUGGCAAAGGCAGACGCCCGACCCUAAUCCUCCGGACCCAGCUGUCUAUACGAGUCCAUGCAAUUAUAGAAAAGCUGUACAACUCGAAAGGCCCUGAUUUAAGAAGAUCACUUUUCUCUUUGAAACAGUUAUUUCAGGAUGACAAAGAUCUGGUGCCUGAGUUUGUCAAUGCUGAAGGGCUGACAUGUCUGAUCAAAGUUGGAGCAGAGGCAGACCAGAACUACCAGAACUACAUCUUAAGAGCUCUGAGCCAGAUUAUGCUGUUUGUGGAUGGCAUGAAUGGGGUUAUUGGCCAUAAUGAGACAGUCCAGUGGCUGUACACUCUCACGGGGAGCAUGCACCGUUUAGUGGUGAAGACUGUUCUGAAACUCUUGUUGGUGUUUGUGGAAUACACAGAGAACAACGCAGUUCUUCUGAUCCAAGCUGCCAACAUCGUGGAUGAUAAAAGAUGCACAAAGAACUGGACAAGUUUAGUUGAAAUUCUAGAGGAGAAGAAUGGCGCUGAUUCUGAGCUGCUGGUUUUCACAAUGACACUGAUUAACAAGACCCUCGGGGCUCUUCCAGACCAAGAUUCGUUCUACGAUGUUACUGAUUGUCUUGAGCAGCUUGGAAUGGAAAACAUCAUCCAAAGGCACAUGAGUAAUAAAGGAACUGACCCAGACGUAAAGCAGCAGUUCACCAUUUAUGAGAAUGCACUAAAAUACGAAGAUGGUGAAGAAGACGGGCACACGCCAACUUCACGAAGGGACAGAAGGAAGCUGACGCCUAAUGUGGAUGAUGGACGGAAGAGCAAGCGAUCUUCAGGCCAAAUUAUGGCUGAGCUGUCACCAACCAGGCCAGCUCAGGCUAGUCCUCACAACCCACCUCCUGAGGGAAUGAGCCCCAACAGCCCCACAACACAUGACAUUAAGACUUCAAAAGUGAUUUCUAGCCAUUCAAAACAAUCUGAAGACCUAACACAAUCUGAAAUAACUUCAACCACACAUGUAGCCAGUGCAAGAGACUUAAACUCGCCAUCUGUAGACCAAGUGGAGGUUUCAACAGGGGAAUGCUCCUACAUCAGCCAUUAUGUAGCAACAUCUUUCACCUUUCCAUCAAGACCUAGGGCUGUUAGUCAAGCACCAGAUGAGAGCUCCCCGAGCUCCACCAGGCCUACUGUGCAAAAUUCAUAUCCAUCAUUUAGUAAUUCAGAUUUGCUGAAUGCAUCUUCAGAAAACAAAACUGUGAAAGCAGGCCCUGGCGAAAGAAGUAUUUUCAAGGCUGAGAGGAUUCAGAUUAAGGAUAAACCAGUUCUGCAAAAGUAUGCAAAUCGCUUUUUAGAAAAUCUCGUUGCAACGCAAAGAGAGAGGGAUGUGAACAAAUCAUGUUUACACCAUGCGAUGUCAACAUCCAUGGAAAGAACCUCUGAUGCAGUUGAAGUGCUAAGUGAAAAGGAGCAACAGAAUGAAGCGUUAAAUGAAAGAGAGCCAUGUUCAGCCUCCAGCAGCUCUUCCACCAGCAGUACGUUGGAGAGGGAAGAGAGAGAAGACAGACAGGCGGGCGAUAACGAGACAGCAGGACAGUGCCUCAUCCGUCAGUCCAGUUUGGAUCAGUGCAGUGCUAUCUCCAAUGACAAAAAAUUCAUGCUGGACAUGUUGUAUGCAAAAUCCGAGCCCAGCAACCUGGAAGUAACCCAGGAAGAGGUCCCUACUGCGAUCGAGGAAAAACUCUCAGAGGAGGCUCUGGUGGAAUCCGCGGAGAAUUUGAUCAGACACUUUUCCAGGCAGGACAUCCAUCAGAAUGUGGAAAGCCCAAAGAAACCUGCAAUUGAAAGCAUCCCUGGGAAUGUAAAAGCCACGGUGGAGAGAUUUGCUGAACCUCAGAUCAAGGUUUUGAAGGAACAGUUUAGCAUUGAUGGAGAACUGAAUGAGAAGAAUGGGGAGAAGUCUCCCAUAAUUAUGCCAUUGAAGAAAGACUCUGAAUACAUGUGGGAUCAACUUGAAGCAAGUCCCAGAGAGCUGAAGAUCAAAGACUUGGACUUCACAGAUCUCCGGGAUGAGGAGGACACAGAUGUUCUGGAUGCAGACUCGGGUGUGGCCGAUAAACCAGCUGCUCCAUUACCGAGUAGUUCGACGGUUCCACAUGUACCACCACCUCCCGGGUGUCCCCCACCACCUCCCCCUCCCCCUCCCCCUCCACCGCCAUCCUUUGGACAAGUUCCAAGCCCCCCCCUCCCUCCCCCACCUCCAUCAUCUAAGUUAUCAUCGCCGCACGGAGCCGUCUCUGCAUUUGCAAAUAAAAGAAAAACUGUUAAGCUCUUCUGGAAGGAACUAAAGCAGCCAGAGGGCCCUUUCAGGAGCUGUAAAUUUGGCCGUGGAACAGUCUGGGCCUCCUUGGAUAAAGUGACUGUGGACACCACUAAAUUGGAACACUUGUUUGAAUCUAAAGCCAAGGAACUACCUACAAAGAAAGGAGGAGAUGCCAAAAAGCAAGGAUUAAUCAUACUGGAUCCAAAGAGAAGUAAUGCGAUUAACAUUGGUCUUACGGUGUUACCUCCAGUACAUAUUAUCAAAAACGCCAUUCUCAACUUUGAUGAAUAUGCGAUCAACAAAGAAGGCAUUGAGAAAAUUUUGACCAUGGUUCCUACCGAAGAAGAGAAGCAGAAGAUCCAAGAAGCUCAAUUGGCAAACCCUGGUGUUCCCCUGGGCACGGCUGAGCAAUUCCUUUUGACCUUGUCCUCCAUCAAUGGGAUCAAGGCCAGGUUGCAGCUCUGGGCUUUUAAACUAGACUAUGAGGUCAUGGAAAAGGAAAUAGCCGAACCAUUAUUUGACUUGAAGCUUGGAAUGGAGCAACUUGCAAAGAAUAAAACUUUCAAAUCAGUUUUGGCAACACUGCUUGCCAUUGGAAAUUUUCUGAAUAACACGAGUGCCAAAGGAUUUGAACUGAGUUAUUUGGAGAAAGUGUCUGAAGUAAAGGAUACUAUCCAGAGGCAAUCUUUGCUGUAUCAUACGUGUAACCUGGUGGUGGAGAAAUUCCCAGACACAACAGAUGUGUAUUCAGAAAUUGCAGCAAUCACAAGAUCUGCCAAGGUUGAAUUUGACCAACUGGCAGAAAGUCUUGUUCAGCUGGAAAGGAAAUGCAAAGCUUCGUGGGAUCACUUGAAAGUGAUAGCUAAACACGAAACAAAGCCUUUUUUAAAAAAUAAGAUGACGGAAUUUCUAAAGGACAGCACAGAAAGGAUAAUAAUCCUCAAGGUGGUACAUCGUAGAAUAAUAAACAGGUUCCACACUUUCCUUUUGUACCUUGGUCACCCUUCAUCCACGGCCCGGCAGAUGAAGAUUACCAGGUUCUGUAAAAUAAUUAGCGAAUUUGCACUGGAGUAUCGGACAACACGAGAGCGGGUGCUGCAGCAGAAGCAGAAACGAGCUGCUUACCGGGAGAGGAACAAGACGCGGGGCAAAAUGAUCACUGAGACAGCAAAGUUUUCCACAGCGGCGGGUGGCACUGAGAUCUCCCACACCCCUGACCCGCUUGACCAGCAGCUGCAGGCAGAUGAACAGCACGAGAACAUGAAAAACAUUUUGACGACACCAGAGCCACAGAAUCGAAGGAGCAGAGGAGGCAAUAGAUCUGUUGGAAGAAUCAGUCCACCAAAUCUCUCCACCUCUAAAGAUGGAGCCGAUGGAGCAAGUCCAGCCGAUGAUGCUACGGAUGAAAUCAUGGACCGCCUGGUGAAAUCUGUCACACAGAAUCCCAAUCAGAGGCCAUCUACUCCCAAAGAACGCAAAAGGUCAAGAGCAAACAGGAAAUCCUUACGAAGAACUCUGAAAAGUGGUUUGACCCCUGACGUGGUCCAAGCAUUGGGUUUGUCUAAAACAUCAGAAGUAGAAGUAUAAAACAAUUGGUCUGAAGAAUGGGUCCCGACCUGAGACAUCGCCUGUUCAUGUCUUCCAGAGAUGCUGCUUGACUUGCUGAGUUACUCCAGCAUUUUGUGCUCUAUGCCAGAUUCUAGCAUCAACAGUUCCUUGUGACUACUCUGAAGUAUAAAACAACUUAAAUACAGAGGAAACACAAUUUGGUGCCUAAACAUUGACACUUCAGUAACGGAAUAAAUAAAAAAAUACAGAAAAUAUUUUUGUAUUCCUCAAUUUGUGGCAAGCUCCAAAAUGUUACAAAUACUUUUAAUUAUUAUGAUAGGCCUGAGUCUUGUCUUUGCAUAUUGUUGGAUGGAAUCAUGUAUGGAACAUAAAUCAUUUGGAUUGGGUCCACUAAAGUUGAUAGUCAAACUCAUUCCGGAUAAUGGAUUUAGAGGGGAAAUUGAGGUUCAGCCUAAGUGCUCAAAAUGUCCCUUUGAAACUUGAGCUCCAGCAGAUAUUUUCUGCCUAAGUUACCAGCAUUCAAUUGAAAACCUGCAUAAAUAUUUCACCCCAAAAAGCAUUCUCCAAUAUUUCUUGAAGACAGUGAUUUUGCUAGGGUACAAUCCUCUGGGUAUUGUUUACCUGCUAGCGACUUACCCAGGAACAAAACUGGAUAGCGAGUGGCAUCAAAUAAUUAGAAGAUAAGAGCUUCCCAACUCAAUUUGAUCCUGUCCUCAUUCAAGGUUCACAUUUGCACUUCUAGAUGGGCACAACAUGCUGGAGUAACUCAGUGGGACAGGCAUUAUCUCCGGAGUCUCAGUCUGAAGAAGGGUCUCGGCCUGAAACAUCACCCAUUCCUUCUAUCCAGAGAUGCCGCCUGUCCCACUGAGUUACUCCAGCAUUUUGUGUCUAUCUUCAGUGUAAACCAGCAUUUGCAGUUUCUUCCUACAAACUUCUAGAUGGAACUCAGUGGAAGGGAAUCAUCCAUGCAAGCACUGGCCAGAGUAUUCUUCUAACUACACAGACAUGAAGGACCCUUCUUUCUUCUAUUGGCAAUAAUUAACAGACUGACUGUGUACCAAGGAUUGAACUUGAGGCCUCCUUGGUAUAUGUGGCAUAUGAUGCUUUUACCCUUUGAGCCAACAGGGUUUUCCACUAAACUUUAAAUACUAAGGAGAUUUAAUUGACUUUGGGUUGAUUAGAACAGCUAUGUCUUUAACCAUGUUUAUAACUUUGUAAAAUUUAAAAUGUGUUGUACAAAUAUUUUGAACUGACAGGGUGGAGAAUUGAAAUUAAUAAUAAUGAAUUACUACCUUGUAGUUUUUUUUUAAAAAGGAUAAAGUAUAUUCAUUUGUUAAGAUAACAAAUCAAGUGCAUUUGGAAUUGUCUUCUUGCAGCAUGAUAAAAACCUGUUAGCAGAUAUGCAUGGAAAAGCAUACUCUGCAUAAUCCAUAUUUUGGAUAUAAAUUUGCACUUGGAUGUCACCUUUAUUUUUUGGCAGUAUUAUGAUCACAUUUAAAAAACCACUAAUUGACAAAUCAAUUAUUAUAUUAGUUGCAGGGUAAUCCUGAAUGCUCCAAAGGCAUCUUCCUUUGAGUGUUUCGCAAGCUGACAAAACAAAUAUGCAGAUUUAAGCAAUAUAUUCACUGUUACAAAUGCACACAAUUCUACUUUUUACAUAGAAAAGGUCAUAGGUCCUUUAGGACUGUGCGAUGAGUUUUGAUAAACUUUUUAAUUUUAAUCUAUGAAAUAUUGUUUGUGAAUGUUUGUAUGAGUAUUAUUGCAACGAUUAAAUGUUUCAUGUUUUUCUCGUGA
This is a messenger RNA of Leucoraja erinaceus (little skate), 6805 nucleotides long. RefSeq names its product formin homology 2 domain containing 1 (gene fhod1). Gene Ontology annotation, molecular function: actin filament binding. Gene Ontology annotation, cellular component: cytoplasm; cytoskeleton. Gene Ontology annotation, biological process: actin filament network formation; cortical actin cytoskeleton organization. The record is from RefSeq and is a predicted model, not a curated record. The transcript has 25 exons. NCBI's taxonomy places the organism in Eukaryota, Metazoa, Chordata, Chondrichthyes, Rajiformes, Rajidae. The coding region runs from base 887 to 5029 and encodes 1380 amino acids.